This is a messenger RNA of Haemonchus placei, 348 nucleotides long. Lineage: Eukaryota; Metazoa; Nematoda; Chromadorea; Rhabditida; Trichostrongylidae. The record is from the annotation of a GenBank genome assembly.
AUGGGAAUCGAAGUUCCUGAAUCAUAUGGUGGUCCAGGAUCAUCGUUCUUCGACACAGUUCUCGUUGUGGAGGGACUAGCUAAGGUCGACCCUGCCGUGUCUGUGUUCGUGGAUGUACAAAAUACCCUUAUCGCCCCUCUACUAAUGCAACUUGGAUCAGAAGAGCAGAAGGAAAAGUAUCUACCAAAGAUCGUCUCUGAGUGGGUCGGUUCAUUUUGCCUUUCCGAACCUUCUUCCGGAUCUGAUGCCUUUGCUCUGAAAACUGUGGCUAAAGCAGACGGGAAUGACUUCAUCAUUAAUGGAUCCAAGAUGUGGAUCACCAAUGCUGGACAUGCUAGCUUUUUCUUG